CAUUGAUCCAACGUAGCACAGUGCAGGGAACGCGAAUUGUCAUUCACAAUUCUAUCUCUCUUUGGAAUAAGAUGUGUGUAAUUUUCAUCAGACGGUAUUUUGAUGUUGAUAAGGAAAUUUAACAUGGAGAAAGAUUCUCAUGGGAUUUGAUAUAAAAAAGAAAAUAGAUUGAUAGAUUAAUAAACAUUGCCGUUUAGGAAAUCUGUGUGAGGAAGGCUGGAGAAGUCAAUGAAUUUUAAUGCGAUAAACUUUUAUCAGUUAUCAAUUGUUCUAAAGUUUCAUGGAUUAUAGAUAAUUUUCUAAAAGAAUGUGUUUUUAUUCAAACUGCAGCAGAUUACCUCCCCUGGGCUUGGAUAUGGAUGUCCAUUCUUCUGUGGUUCCGUCCUCUGCCAGUGCCCACGACCUUCAACACAAGGCCAUGAUGUCCUUCAACUCGGGAAACUCCAUGCAGGGGAAUGACCCGGGAAUGUCCAUCCCCAGCAGUGUGACCGGAGGGAACUCCGGCCCAGACCACAACCCCACCGUGACCUCCAGCAACAUGGGGUCACUGCCCAUGUCACUCGUCAAGAACUCAGUCAAAGCCCCCACCUGUAAGGUCUGCGGGGACGAAUCCUCAGGGUUCCACUACGGAGUGGACUCAUGCGAAGGAUGCAAGGGUUUUUUCCGCCGCUGUAUCACCCAAGGAAUGACACACAAAUGUUCUAAUGAGGAGAAAUGUGAAAUCACGCCGUUCACCAGAAACAGUUGUCAGUACUGUCGACUCAAAAAAUGCUUCGCAGUCGGAAUGUCUCGGGAAGCAUCCAGACUGGGUAGAAGGCCAAAGAGGUUAAAAGACCCGUCCAGUGAUGCGAGGGGCCAUGGAGGAAAUCUACCCAUUGCCCCCUACCCCACCUCCCCACAGGAAUUACAGAGGAUGCGCAUGGCGGAUCUACAGAAGGUGUUACAGCAGAACGGCACGUUCAAGGCAGAGCUAAUGCAGGCCUUCCUUCAGGCGGCCCAGGUCAGCUUCCGGGAACACCAGCGUAACCCUAGCAACGGCCAGCAGCCACCUCAGCAACAGCGACCCCAGCAACACGGGCCACCUCACCAGAUGACUACGCAGAUGAGUACUGGAGAGGUUAACGGUAACGUGAACGGCCACGACUCCGGGUACUCCAGCUUCAGUAGUCCGGUCAGCAGUAAGAGUCAGUCCCCGAUCACCAACGACAACCUGGGCGAGAAAUUCAACGGGAAUCAGCCAAUGGCGGUGUCGACGGGAGACAUGAUGCUGGAGGAGAUCGACAACCUGACCAUGAACAUCAAGUCGGAGCCCGGGAGCAACUUCUCCAACUGCAGCAGCCUAGAUAGCAGCACGGACCUGCUGGCUCAGAUGGACCUCAAAGUGUUGAAUCAAAUGAAUGAAAAAAUGUUCAUGGACCCUUCCACUCUCCUGUUUGAGAGUAGCUUCUCUCCCCCCGAGGCCACAUGUAAACUGGAGCCGGACAGUCCCAGUGUGACGGACGUUAUGUCCAUGGGGAGAACGAAUCCGGACUGCAAUAUUUCCGACCAGAACAGUUGCACUGGUAGUUCUAGUAGUGCGGGAAAAGAGCUAUGCUUGGAUAUCGACGAAGAGGAAAUCGUGGAGACGGACGCCACAAAAUUACUAGAGGAGGUGCGGCAGGGUCCGACGGAUGUCCGCCGCGCGCUGAUAGAGCAGGUGACGGAGAGCGUGGUGGAAGCCCACUUUCAGACCUGUAACCCCACAUAUCAAAACGUUGCAGAAGCCAACGACAGAUUCGCUGAAAAAAUGGCCUCCGGUGAUUUGCCUGACUUCAGUAAGCUGGUGAUCAACCCAAACUCUAUCUGGCAACAGUUCGUCUCCCAAAUGGUUCCUGAAAUCACUCUGGUCGUCAAGUUCUGCAAGAAGAUUCCAGGUUUUGGGGAGAUAGACCAGGAAGACCAGAUUAACCUUAUCAAGCAGGGGUCGUUUGAGGUCAUGCUGUGCCGAUUCUGUAACUUGGUGGAUUACAAGAAGGGGAUGAUGUUUGACCCAGAAAUGAAAAUAAAAUGUCCCAGGUCCAUGGUGAAGAUGCUUCCGAUGGGAGAAUUCAUGGACGAGUUCUUCAAUGUUGCUGAGAUGUUUAACCCCCUGAAACUGACGGAUGGGGAAAUUGGCCUCUUCACAUCUACCCUCAUCAUAUGUCCAGAGCGGAAAGGCAUCAAGAAUGUGAGAGCUGUACGUAAACUCCAGUCUCUGCUUUUCCAGUGUUUGUACGCACUCAUCAAGAAGAACCACUUUGAUUACGACAAUGUUUUUAUGAAGGCAGUGUCCACAAUGAGGACUUUCAAAGUGGUUAAUCUGAAGCAUCGCAUCGCCCUCAACAGCAUGCAGAUGCAGGCGCCCUCAAAAGACAUGUUUCCUCCACUACACUGUGAGGUGUUCGAACACGGAGACUGUAGCACGGAGAACUCGAAAAAAUCAUGAAACUCCUGACACUUAAGUCACUGGACGGUCAUAUAAAUAUAAAUGUAUGUAAAUAUGGGACUUGUGUAUCACUGACGUUAGACAAUGGAAGAUUUCCGACGGUCAGGUGAUUCUGAGGGAAGAAGGAAACGUUACAAAGAUCUCAAUCUGUGUCAUUCAAGCUUGCUGGAGUAGCCUCACUUUGAACUCUGCUGAUAUGGCCUCUGAUGCUACAGUGAUAUUCUGCUUAUUUUAUGAGACGACGUGAGUCAGGUGCCCCCUGGUUCUAUUCCCGAGGACCCCGCCCCGUGACGAGGUUGUGGAGCUCCGAGUCGUCAAAGUGAUCAGAGAGAGACUGAACCAGAUAUUGAUGAACUCGUUUUGCUACAAAUUGUUCCCUCCAACUCACAUUUCUCAGACACGCUACGGCAGUGUGUGUAUAGACUCUUGUUUCCUUUGUAUUCGAGGAAGUGACAAUUUUUUGAUGUGAUGCUGGCGGAAUCAUCGUCACGGCACUGUAAUGCACACUGUGUCCUGUAGGUGUUUUCUCUCACUGUAUUGAUGCUAGAGUUUUUUGUUAGAUAUAAGGUGACGGAGACAUUUCCCUGUAUUACACCUGAAGUACCUUGGUAUUAAGUAGGGACUGUAGAGGGGUCUCAAUGUGCGGGACCCACCCUUUUGUGUCAGAUUUUCAAUAUAAUGGUUUGUGAAGUUGUCGUAUUUUUUAAAAUUGGUUCACAAUAUUUUUAUACGUUACAUCUUACAGUAAAUCAGAAACUUUUUAUUUCUUUGCAUUCUAUACAACUGUAAAAGAAAAAAAUUGCAAGCACAUUUUACUAACUAUAAUCUAAGAAAAGUAUUUUGACAUAAGAAUUUUUUACUGUUCUAAAAUCAUUUGUUUUCUUAAAUUUUGUCCUGAGACUAAUGAAUAAGAAACAACAUUUGUUGCUCUGCUGAUGGUCCAUUUAGAGUUGUAUGAUGGCUCUUUUAUGAAUUCAUUUUGAUGUAAAUUCAGAGGUCUGUAGUAUCUGCAGAGUUAAGACAAGAGUCAGACCAUUGCCAAUGCUUGGCAGUUCAGUUUAAUUUUUUUGUUCAUUUCAUUGAAAUUAAUUUUUAUCAUCCUCAUCCCUAUACAAUUAUGGUUACUUGUGAAUAUCAUAGAUGUAUUUUGUAAAUACGUGUAGGUCAGUGAUUGACUGUGUAUGGAUAAGUUCAGUUUGUCUCCUGUUGAGUGGCAAACCCAGAGAAAAAAGUUCUGUUUCUUUAAUUUUAUGGAGUUAUCUUCAAAGUUUACUGAUAAUUACCAUAAUCAGUGUAAAGGUUUUACUUUAUAUAUAUAGCUUAAUGAAGAUAUGAAGGUUUUCUGUAUUUCUGUAACUUAAAUAUCAUGUGUAGGGUAAUACAGCAAAAAUGUCACUGAAUUCACCUUUUAAAGUGCUACGCAAUUAUUAAAAUGCAAGUUUAAAAAUACAAAAACAAUGCUGUUUAAAAGAACAGUUUUCAUUCCACAAUGCCAGAAAAGGUCUGUAUAAUAGUGCUACUUUUGUGAAAUUUCUAUACUUUCUUGUGCCAACCGUUCCUUUGUUUCUGAUUUAAUAAUUUGUACCUAGUGCAGUCAAUGGUCUCUGUAUUUGUAUAUAGUAUAUACUUCACCUGUCAAGUUGGUUUGCAAAGGGAAAUAACCCACACCCAAGAUUGCCAUAAAACAAAUGAGUUUCAGAAUUACAUUUUAUCAUAACUUUCAUUCAAACAGAAGGUUUUGAUACUGUUUAAUCUGUACAAAAGUUAAAAGGGAAAAAGGGAAUAUUUUCAAAGAUUUUGACCUCUCAGGGCAGAUUAUUUUGAUUAUUUAACAGUUUCAAAACAAGGCUGAUGCAGUAUUGAUUGUGUGUUUUACUGGGGGAGAAGAUAGCGGACCCACGAGGGUAGUAGAUGUUUCUCAGAUUGGUAUCUAUCAUUGACUAUAGGAGUCAACACAACUUACAUGUAUGCUGUGAUAAGAUUAUAUUUAGUGUUGACGAAACAAAAUCAUUGAUGAAUAUGAAAUAUUGAUGUUAUUUCAUUAGUUUCUUUCCUCUACCCCCGUUCAUAAAGUGGGCACAAAUUUUUUAAUGCUUCAGAAAGACAUAAAAAUUGGUUAUCAUUUGCAUACUCCUUUUCAGGGAAGAAGAGGGUGUUUUUGUUAGUGACUAUGACUAUAAAAAAGAUGAAGAUCUUUGAAUUGUUUCAGUUAUUGUAGAUAUUUUAUUGCGACACAAGAGUUUAAUUCCCUUCCUGUGGGUACAGUUCAGUGAAAUAGAAACUCAAAAGUAGAAAAUCAUUAAUUGAUUCAUAAAACUAACUGUUUUGGUUAAAUUUUAAUGAAAUGAAAAAUGAAAGCAACUAUUUUUAUAACAGAACAAUGUUACUUGUUAUUUUUAUUAGUUUGUACAAACGACUGCAGGUUGCCUUAAAACAUCUUAAUGACCCGGUUUUGCACUGUUGCUCAAAAGCUUUUUGUUAAGAGUGAUUAUUGUAGACCAUUUAUGUGUUGCUGGUAUAUAAUGUAUAUUGUGAUACUUAUUAUUCUCUAAUUAGUUUACUAAACUGUUACUGAGUUGGAAUAAUUUUGUGUGAGAAGGUUUUGUUUUACUGAUUAUAAAUUUUUAAGCAUUGUACGUCAGAAGAAAAUAUUUAAUUUUAUUUGUAUAAAAAUAUUUAUUUUUAUUUAAAGAAAAUAAUUACAGAUUUUAUAUCGUAUGGAACCUUUCUAAAAGACAUCCUUAUGUAGUAGAUUAGAAAAUGAAACAUAAUGCCGUUUUAUCAGCCCUGUGACCCACGUGUAUAGAUUGUUAGCUCACGUGUUAUUUUCUUAUCUGACGUCACUAAGACACGUGAUAUCAUCGCUGUCCAUCACUAACGAGCGUUUGAAGUGAUUUGUGUUACUUGGAUCCUCAUUAAUUAGGUCAUGAUGUUGCUGUGUAGAUUUCACCGUCCUCAUGGACCGUGGAAACACGCACCUAUCGCUUAUUAUUACAGAAGACAUUGUAUUAUGUUCAAUUUUUUUUCCUGUUAGUAAUGUCUUGAAUAAAAAUCAUUUAAAGAUCAUAAACA
This is a messenger RNA of Magallana angulata, 5536 nucleotides long. Its product is annotated as retinoic acid receptor gamma-like. Gene Ontology annotation, cellular component: nucleus. The transcript is spliced from 9 exons. Bases 308 to 2464 code for a protein of 718 amino acids. NCBI's taxonomy places the organism in Eukaryota, Metazoa, Mollusca, Bivalvia, Ostreida, Ostreidae. Gene Ontology annotation, molecular function: RNA polymerase II cis-regulatory region sequence-specific DNA binding; nuclear receptor activity; zinc ion binding. The record is from RefSeq and is a predicted model, not a curated record. Gene Ontology annotation, biological process: regulation of transcription by RNA polymerase II.